AUGGGUUCUUUUUCUAUGGUGUCAAGAUUAAUUUUGUUGUCCUUUUUUUCGUUCUUGGUCACAACUGGGAACUCCCAAUCUGGCGAUGCUGCAGUUAUGCAAGACUUGAAGAAGAGCAUAAACGCGCCUAGUUCGCUCGAUUGGACUGACCCGGAUCCCUGCAAAUGGAUGAAAGUGCAGUGCUCUAAAAAUGAUAACCGGGUCAUCCGGAUCCAAAUUGGGCGUCAGGGUCUUAAAGGGUCUCUUCCACCUAACCUCAAUAAGCUCACUUCUUUACAGUAUUUCGAAGUUCAGUUUAAUGAACUCACUGGGUCACUUCCGAGUUUCGCCGGUUUGUCAUCGCUCCAGUCCCUUCUGCUCAACAACAACAGUUUCACCUUCAUACCGCCGGAUUUCUUCAACGGUAUGACAUCAUUACAGCAAGUUUACUUGGAUUAUAACCCCUUUUCGUCCUGGACAAUUCCGGAUAAUCUUAAGAGUGCUUCAACUUUGCAAACGUUUUCAGCAACUUCUGCAAAUAUUUCUGGGCCAUUGCCUGAUUUUUUUGGGGGCGGUACAUUUUCGAGCCUAGUAAAUUUACAUUUAGCCUUCAAUUAUCUCGAAGGCCCUUUACCGUCCACAUUGUCUGGCUCAUCCAUACAGUCUUUAUGGUUCAAUGGUCAGAAAAGUAAUUCAAGAUUGAACGGUUCUAUCGCUGUUUUACAAAACAUGACGCAAUUGACUCAGGUUUGGUUGCACGGAAAUUCAUUCUCAGGACCCUUACCAGACUUUUCAGGCUUCACCCAGUUGCAAAAUUUGAGUUUAAGGGAUAAUAGUUUGACAGGCCCGGUGCCAACAUCUUUGCUUGGACUGAAAUCACUGAUGGUGGUGAAUUUAACUAACAAUUUGUUGCAAGGGCCAACCCCGGAAUUUGGCAAUUCAGUGCAGGUGGAUAUGACGGAGCAAACUAAUAGUUUCUGUUUAUCUGCUCCUGGAGUUGAAUGUGAUUCCCGUGUUAAUAUUUUGCUUUCCGUGGCUCGGGAUGUGGGGUAUCCUAGAACAUUUGCUGAGAACUGGAAAGGGAAUAGUCCAUGUGCAUGGAUAGGGAUCACUUGUAACGGUGAGAACAUUACUGUGGUCAAUUUUCAAAGAAUGAGUCUCACUGGAACUAUUUCCCCUAAUUUUUCGGAGAUCACAUCACUGCAGAAGUUGCUUUUGGCUAAUAAUAACUUGACUGGAACUAUUCCAAAUGAGCUAACCAGCUUGCCCAAUCUUAAUGAGUUGGACGUUUCGAAUAAUCAGAUUAAUGGGAAAAUUCCAAAGUUUCGGAGUAAUGUACUUUUGAAGACUACUGGAAAUGUUGAUAUUGGGAAGGAUGCUCCACCUACAAAUUCCCCUGGUGGGAAGCCCUCUGGGAAUUCACCUGGAUCGUCUUCUGGGGGAGGUAGAGGAGCAGAGGGUGCUGGAGAAAAGAAAUCAUCCAAUGGAGUGCUGGUGGGAUCAGUGAUUGGUGGUGUUUGUACACUUGUCUUUGCUGGGGCUUUAGUUUUCUGUUUUUACAGAACUAAACGCAAGCGUUCUGGUAGAGUACAGUCUCCUCAUGCCCUAGUUUUACAUCCUCGUCACUCAGGGUCAGAAGAUGCUGUCAAGAUUACUGUUGCUGGUUCAAGCAUUAACAGUGGGACAAGCGAGCCUUAUAGUCAUGGAAGCAGUGGUCCAAGUGAUAUUCAUAUUAUUGAGGCUGGUAAUAUGAUUAUCUCUAUUCAGUUGCUGAAAGAAGUGACGAAUAAUUUCAGCGAAGAAAAUAUACUGGGAAGAGGUGGAUUUGGAACUGUCUAUAAAGGGGAGUUGCCUGACGCAACUAAGAUAGCAGUUAAGCGGAUGGAAUCUGGAGUGAUGAGUGAGAAGGGUUUGGACGAGUUCAAGUCUGAGAUUGCUGUUCUUACGAAAGUUCGACAUAGGCAUUUAGUUGCACUUUUAGGAUACGGCUUAGAUAAAACUGAGAGGCUGCUUGUCUACGAAUACAUGCCUCAGGGGACACUCAGUAGGUAUUUAUUUAAUUGGAAGGAAGAAGGUUUGAAACCACUAGAAUGGACCAAAAGGUUAACCAUUGCUUUGGAUGUGGCCAGAGGUGUUGAGUAUCUACAUGGUUUAGCGCAACAAAGUUUUAUUCAUAGGGAUCUGAAACCAUCCAACAUACUCCUGGGAGACGAUAUGAGGGCUAAAGUUGCAGAUUUUGGACUUGUUCGUCUUGCUCCGGAUGGGAAAGCCUCACUUGUUACUAGAUUAGCUGGAACCUUUGGUUAUCUUGCACCAGAAUAUGCAGUGACGGGCCGAGUGACUACUAAGAUUGACGUCUUCGGCUUUGGUGUGAUUCUAAUGGAGAUGAUCACCGGAAGAAAAGCUUUAGAUGAAAACCUUCCGGACGAUAGACAACAUCUCGUCCCAUGGUUUCGAAGGGCGCUCCUCGACAAGGACCAGUUCCGUAAAGCCAUUGACCCAACACUUGAUCUGGAUGAAGAAACUCUUGCUAGUAUCAACACAGUUGCUGAGCUGGCAGGUCACUGCUGUGCUCGGGAACCUAAUCAGAGACCCGACAUGGGUCAUGCCGUCAAUGUGCUUUCGUCGCUUGCUGAGCUCUGGAAACCAACGGAACCUACUGAUCCAGACGAUAUAUAUGGAAUUGAUUAUGAUAUGACAUUACCUCAAGUAGUCAAGAAAUGGCAGGCUUUGGAAGGAAUGAGUGGCAUGGAUGGUUCGUCCUCUUACCUUGGUAGCACUGAUAACACUCAUUCGAGUAUACCCACUCGGCCAUCUGGGUUCGCAGAUUCUUUUACAUCUGCAGAUGGUCGAUGA
Messenger RNA from Fraxinus pennsylvanica, 2835 nucleotides. The record is from the annotation of a GenBank genome assembly. NCBI's taxonomy places the organism in Eukaryota, Viridiplantae, Streptophyta, Magnoliopsida, Lamiales, Oleaceae.